Molecule: messenger RNA, 465 nt
Organism: Colletotrichum truncatum
Lineage: Eukaryota; Fungi; Ascomycota; Sordariomycetes; Glomerellales; Glomerellaceae
Source: RefSeq, a predicted model, not a curated record
AUGAUACCUGAUAUUGGUGGCUCUCUCAGUGCUCCACCUGUCGAGACAGCCGAGCUCGCCGAAUUUAAGCUUUUGGAAGAUUCAGAGCCUGCCGCAGAGGAUGAUGAGGACCCUGAGCUGGACCGCAGCGAAAAGGCCCAUGAUGCCCUAUUUCUGGGCGGUGCUGGUCGUGUGGGCGGUGUAUUCGGCCCAGAAAUUCGUGAUUCAUACGUAAAGUCGUCGAAACGAAGUCGUGGCAUCUCCUUGGACGGAGUUGGCUCAUUUCGAGACAGGGAGCCCCUGAAGUGUCUCUUCGACAUCGUGGCGCCUCACAAGAGGAGUAAUCCCCGGCGCGCAAGCUGCAGUGAUACCUAUCCCAGGUUCGACAGUAGACCAAAUCGCAAAGCCGGUGGUGUCGCCUACUCGAGGAGAAGCGUCAGCAUAUUUUUAUCAACGGUGAUUGCCAAUCUUCCCGGUUCCACCUAG